AUGGUUGCGCCUGACCCUGAUGUCGUGCCUACACUCUUGGAUGCAACACCUGGCGUUUCACCUGAAUAUUCACCUGAAGGUUCACCUCAAGAUUUACGUGAAGUUUCACCUGAUGAUGAGUCUGGUGCUGCUGCAGCUUGGGGAGGGGAGAGGGAGGCGCGGCAGAGUGAGGGUGCAGAAGAGUGCGUACCUGCAGCGGCAGCACCAGCAGCAGCAGAAGCAGCAGAAGCACCACCAAUGACAGCAGCACCAGCAGCAGCAGCAGCAGCAGCAGCAGCAGCAGCAGCAGCAGCAGCAGCAGCAGCAGCAGCACCAGCAGCAGCAGAGGUAGCAGCACCACCAAUGACAGCAGCACAGAUGGAUGAGUUGUUGGAUCGCUGUCUGCUGCAUGCCCUCUCCGUCUCUGUGAAGCCCUCGCACCUACCCCUCGGAGCUAGCUCCCUCUGGUCCAAUCACGUGCUGCCAUGUCGGCCGCCCGGCACAACAGUGGACAUCAAGAAGUCGUCUCACAGGAAGCUGAGCAAGUGGCUGCAUGCCAAGGUUGUUGAUGGGCUGGUGAAAGCACUGCAAGGAGUUCAUCAUCUCAUCUCUCAACCACAACCACCAGGCCCUCCUCGCAUUCUGCAUCUGUCGUUCUUUCUACCUCGCCCCCUCCCCACAGAUAAGCGGCAGGGAGGACAAGCACCGCAAGGAGUUCAUCAUCUCAUCCAUCAACCACCGCCACCAGGCCCUUCCCUUGCACCCCUUCCCUUUGCACCCAUCUGCCCGCCCCCCAACCUCUUCACCCUGCCCGCACAGAUAAGCGGCAGGGAGGACAAGCACCGCAAGGAGUUCAUCGUCUCAGCCGUCAACCACCGCCACCAGGCCCUCCUCGCAUUCUGGCCACAUAAGACAAGCAAACCCGCCCAAGCCCCUGUCACUGCACCCGAAGGCAGCCCAGGGAUAGCUACCGGAACCGGCGCCGUCACAGCCACCACGACGGUAGAAGAGGUGUUUAAACCAUCUCUCCACGUGUCUCCUGUCUUUGAAGCAAUGGGUCUCGACCCACUCGCCUUCUACUCCCCCUCUGCUGUUCACAACGCUGCCCUUUCCUACAUCUCCCUCCACUCCCUCACCGAGCCCUCCGACCCCUCUAUAGUCAUCCUCGAUGCUACACUAUGCGAUGCACUGUACAAAGGCGCGAUAAAAAAGGGCGCCGAAUAUCCAACAGAGUGCCCUAAGCGGGACCCAGGCCCCCUCUUACUGCGUCGCAUGCAGGCACAGCACAGGGUGGAGAAGGGGGGGAGGAGUGUGGAGCGGAAGGGGAAGGUAGAACCGGUGCAGGUAUUUGUGAGGGGGCGGCAGGGCAGCAGGAAGGUGACGCGGGUGACAGGCGUUGAUGCUUAUCUGGUGGAGGCUUAUCUGGUGGAGGCUGAACCGCUCGCUGCUGAGCUGCAGAGGACGUUUGCUUCGAGCACAUCAGUGGCUGAAGUGCCAGGUGGGUGCAGCUGCAACAGAUGCGUGUGA
Closterium sp. Naga37s-1 is the source of this 1506-nucleotide messenger RNA. The record is from the annotation of a GenBank genome assembly. Lineage: Eukaryota; Viridiplantae; Streptophyta; Zygnematophyceae; Desmidiales; Closteriaceae.